UUACUUAAUUUCUGAGCAGUGAACUGAGCGAGCCAACAAUAAUGGCGUCUUCGGAGGAAGAAGUGAAAUUGUUGUUUUUUGAUACAUUUUACCACGACCAAAAUAAAGAGGAGCUUAAUAUUGACCUGAUACAGUUCUCACAACCAGUCGUGGUGUAUGAAGUACGUGUAAUUCCAUUGAAGACUCAAGUUGAAACAAACCUUGGAAAAGGAUUUCGACUUGGAGGAACCCUCCCAUCUGAGUUCAAGCUUGAUAUAUUUGUGAACAACCUGAACAAGCCCACUGCUUCUACAUUUGAAAAACUUGGCAGGCUAGACUAUAAAGAAAAUACCAACAUCCAGUUGAAGCCGGAGAAGGAAGUUCCCACUGAUGGUCUCAUCCUAAAAGGAUGGUACCGCAUUGUGACCUUUGCAGUCUACGGCCGGGUCACAGUGGUAAAGCCCCCCCAGGACUCACCACCUCCCCCCCCUCCUCCAUUGCCUGCACACCAAGGAAUGGAUGUUGGAGAAGAAGAGAGCCACAAACAACAGCAUCCUUUGGAUUACAUAAAUGCACAGCUGCAACAGCAGAGGCAGAAACAACAGCUAGUAUCCACGGCUCAGACCUCCCCCUCCCCCACAGGCUUAGCCCGGGCUGCUCCUAUAGAGGAAGCCUUCUCGGAGGUGCUGAGAAAACCGUCACCUCACAGGGACCGGGGUCACCCCAGCAGUCAUGAUAGGGAUCGUCCUAGUAGUCGUGAUCGGGAUCGUCCAAGCAGUCGUGAUCGGGACCAUGCCAACAGCAGAGAGCGUGAUCGCCCGGCCAGUCGAGACCGGGACCGUCCGGGCAGUCGUGAUCGAGAUCGCCCCAGCCAUGAUCGAGAACGUCCCUCCAGCCGUGAGCAGGACCAUCCCAUGAGUCGAGACCGUGAUCAUCCUUCCAGUCGGGAUCGGGGCUCUAGUGGGGACCGUGUCCGUGCCUCCAGUCAAGACUCUCAUGACUUAGAGCUCCGACGUGAUUACACCUUUCCUCCGGAACCCAAGGAACCAUAUGACUCCAGUAGGGAAAAAGAUUUCAGUGAUUUUGAGAGGUCAGUGUCUCGAGAAAGAGACACGAGAGACAGAGACUUUGCUUUCAGAUCUAGCAGAGAUGAGGAAGUUCCAGGGUCUCGUGAGAGAGACAGAGAGUUUAGUGGGCGAGAAAGUAGAGAAGAUGAUCGACCACGUUCCAAGGAACGGGACAGGGAAAUAGGACGGAGAGAUAAGUCGUUGCGUCACAGUUCGCGGGAAAAUGAAGGGCAUGACGUUCGAAUGGUUUCAGAUUCUCUUGACAGCUCUAGAGAGUCAAGAGCACACAAAGACAAAGACAUUUUAGACAGAGACCUUGGGAGGGAUGAACUGCACAGGGAGAAAGAGAGGGAGAGAGAUGCUGAGAAAGAACGAGAGAGACAGAGAGAGAAGGAGGAAAGAGAACAGCGUGAAUAUGAUGCUAAGGAAAAGUUAAAGAGGGAGCAGGAACUGAAAGAGAGAGAGAUCAAAGAGCGGGAGAAAGAGCUGCAGAGAGAGCAUGAACGGGAGAGAGAAAAAGAAAUUCAGAGGGAUAGAGAAAGAGACAGGGAGCGUGAAAUGGAGAUAGAAAAGGAGAGAGAGAGGGAACGAGAUCAUGAGCUUCGAGAAAAAGAGCAGGAAAGAGAGAGGGAAAAAGAAAGGGACAGAGACAGGGAUUUAUUGAAAGAAAAAGAGAAGAAAACUCGGCCUGAGCAUGAAAGGCGUGGCAGACCCAAAACUUCCCCUCGUAGGUCUAGUGUGGAUCGUUCUCGCUCUCGAUCAGGAUCAAGGUCACGGAAGAGAUCACGUUCUAGACAGAGGUCAAGGUCUAGAUCUGCUCCACGGAACCAGCCAGCACUACCAUCAGAGGAGGUGGACCAUCCUCCAGAACUACAUCUAAGUGAUGAGGCUGACUUGGAAGAGGUUGGAAUUGAGGAGGAAGAGGACAUGGAGGAUGUGAUGUCAGAUCGUUCAAACUCUCGGCGACCCCGGGGGCAAGUAGACGAUGCUGAGGCUCAGGAGACAGAAGGCUAUGAGGACAUAUCCUCUGAUGAGGAAAUGGGUGUCAUGGAUGUUCCUAACAUGAUGCAGGUGUUGGAUAUGUACGAGCUGGAAGAGGAAAGCUGGCCUACUGGUGGAGCUCCGGGCAACCCUUUAGACUUUUACUUGACGCCACUCACAGCUUUGAACAGUCCAGCCAUGUCAUGUUAUCAAGUGGAGCUGUCACAGUUGGAAGCAUCCGGAAGUCACGGCGACACCCCGCGGGAAGCCCUUGCUUUGUUGGAUAUUUUGUCAAAGUUUGAUAAUGUGGAACAUCAGGACAGAUGGGUAAUGGCUAUGGAGGAAAUCCCAGCUCUUCUUGACAAAGGCCUGCCCUACUUAGUUGGACUAGAGAAAAGAGAUGAUGUGCUUUCGACGCUGAUGUCUUGGGUGAUGGAAGGUUGCGAUCCAGACCUGGCCAUGACUCAACCAGACGCAGCUAUCAAAGUGCGGCACCUGAAAGUGGGCAUCAAGCUAGCAGGGCUGUUGUGUACUAGCGACGAGGAGAUUGCUCUGGGUCUGUUGCGUCGGGGUGUCCAGGCUCGCCUCUUGUCUCUACUGGAGAGCCAGUUCAUUAUGUUCAGUUUCAAGCACCAGGCACUGAGGGCUUUAUCACGCACCACUCACUUUCCCGCUGGCAUUCUUUGGUUCGUCGGCCGCCACUCUGAGCAGAGCCCCCCAGGAGAAGGGCAGGAAGACACGGGAUAUCAACGUCUUGUGAAAAGCUUACUUAAGCCCAUGAUCAGCAAGCUGACCAUGUCUGCAUCAGCUCUGUUACGAAAGAUUCAUUUUUACGAGGCCCUAACAGACUUGUACAGUACCAUUGAAAGAGUCAUGGAUCUACUGCCAUCCAUUGAAGAGCUUCAGGACAAGGAGGAAGAGGAGGAGGACGAGACUUUUUUACUCAGAGAGGAAGAUGAGAACAAAAUUCUGGCCAAUCUGGAGGAAGUGACCAAUGUGCUGUCCAAUGCCCAUGAGCUCAUUGGCCAAGCUCCCAAUGCCAACCCUUACAAUUUGUUGGUGGACACCAAGUUGUGCUCUCCAGACACGGGACCAGCCGUCUACAAUGUGGCGAGUGCUUGCUGUCUAUUAGAAAGUGUUCUCGCACUGCUGGCCACCCCAGCCAUGGUGAGUCGUCCCAGUGUGUAUCUGGCUGUCCAAACCUUGCUCCAGAGACUGCUGGAGAAACAAGAUGGUCUUCUGUUCUUGGGGUCUCACCCAGACACUUCAAAUGGAAUCUUGCGGUGCCUACUGCAGACUGUGGAAGAUACUGAAGAGUCGGGAGAAGAGGUCCCCUCCAGGCAGCUGGGCAUGGAGAUGGUCUAUCAUCUACAAGUGCUUGCCUAUGUGGACCAGCUACUGACCUGGCACAAUUCAGGGUCCAAGGUCAUAGAUGAUGCUGAUGUGAUCACGGCACUGCAUGGUUUGCACACCAUGUCCUUCAGUUCAGUGAGUCGAGACCCACUCAUGGGUCGGCACAUCACAGCUAAGGUCAUUGCUCUGGACAAGAAUUUGGAGGCAUUGUUGCCUUUCUUGGAAAAGAGUGGUGAGGAGGUAUUUGAUGGUCAGCUGCGAAAGUCGGUCAGCGCCAACUACACAGUGCAGCUUCUGCUGAUGCUGGUCAAGACGAGCAGCAACGCGAGCAUGCUGGAGCACUACGCCCCUCGCAUGCUGGCUUUGUGCCAAGACAGUUCUAGUACCAAGCUGACCCAGUUGCAGGAGUGGUUGCUGCCCACAAAGUCCCUGACUAGCUAUGACUUGGACGGGCUGCCGGCUAUGAUUGCUCAGAUGAAGCUGUUUGCCGAUGAUGUGAAGAAGGUGCCUCCUGGACUGAUCACUGUGCUCAGGAUUAUUUCCUCGCUGUUGGAUUCCAUCUCUGCCGGGGUGGAAACUACAUCCAGCAUGGUUGAAGCCAAGUGUCAGUUUGUGGUGGAACUCUACAGUGCUGACUGCUUUCCCAUCUUCAUGAACAUUUUGCAGAAAUUCAGUGAGUCCCAGCUGAAGGUGUGGCAGCAAGGGGUCCCGUACACCAGUGACCAGUGGUGCACCUAUUUCUCCCUGAUCCAGCCCACACUGCGCCUGGUGCAUGUGGUCCUGGGCCAGCUCAUCCAGGCCUUUGCCACCGAGUGUCGCGCUGACGCCGACGCUGCAGCUGCUGGGAAGGCGGCUGUUGGGUCUGGUGAUGCAGAGCAGGAACCACUUUUGCUGAAUCCGUUCAGAGAUCUGACCUCAGUCCCUGUGCUGCUGGAGCUACACACGGUCAUUUGUUCUGUCCCAACCUCCUCUCUCUAUAGUGCUGACCUAGCCAAGAUACAGCAAGAUGUGGUGGACACUCUGUUGACACUAACACAGGAGGAGCCGCAGACGACACAGACGGACGACGCUCUCAACAAAAGCCUGUGGACAUUAAUGCUAAAAGAACUGUUGCGCUACACAAUCAAGUCACCGUACACUUACAUGAGUGGUCUCCUGGUGCUGUCAGAGCUGUUGCCCUUGCCUUUUCCUUUACACACCAAAGAGGCAUUAAGUGAGGAAGAGGUGGAAGCAGCAGUGGUGUCACGAAAGUUGUGGAGCGUCCACCUGCAGGCAGCAACAGCCGAGCUGUUUGCUGUGCUGGACACACUGUCUGGGACUGGCUGCCAGCCGUUGCAGCACCUGAUGCGCCGUGUGUGUUGGCAGAUCGCCGACCUGGCCGCACCUUCGGCCCUGAGAAUUACCAAAAUCUUGUUGGACAUACUUAUGGUGAACCUCAAACCAAAGAGGCCAACGCAGACAGUAGAUGGAGAAAAGAAAGAAGGGGAGGAGGAGACGACCGCGGUGCGCACUGUGUCCAUCCACACUGCCAAAACUCUCAACUUACUGGCUUACCUCCUGUCCCACCCAGGCAUCAAGGCAGCCUUGUUGCAACUUAUUGGCACCAGCAUACACAGUGAGGUGAAGUACAAGGAUUUCUUGCUCAUCAUGCUCCAGCUGUUGAACCAGACGGCAGAGACACCAGCCGAAAUACAGGCACAGGAGGGCAUUGUGUCGAUGAUUCAAAGUCUGUGUGAUCUGGAGGUGUCAAUGGUGAACACAGAAAUGGCUGUCACUUUGGCUGAACAUUUGGCCAAUUCCUUGCCAGAAAGUGUCCUGAUGGCGGAUGUGACGGCUGCACUCCUAGAGCACGUCGGCAACUCUGCCCAGUCGUACGCCUCCAUCUUGCCUUGUCUGCGGAUCCUGAGCAUGCUGACAGACCACGACUACGGCUUCUUUCACCUCACCAUGAAUCUCGAGAGCAAUUUAAGGAGUAUGCACAGCCUCUUGAAUCGCAUCAACAACACAUUCAGUAAGGACAGCUCAGACUGCCUGUCUACUCUGUCGGCAUCCUUGGAGCUUCUCCGACUCCUCAUCACCAUCGACUCAGGGGAGGAAGAGGUCGUGACCCGCACCAAGGUCAUCAGCCGCAACAAGCUGCGACACUUUCUGUUGUGGAGGCCAGAUAUGAGUCACCCUCUCGAGGAACUGGAGGAGCUGUCUCGGGAGGAGGAGACGUUGGAGAGUUUACUAGAGAGCAUCACAGCCUUGACCUCUGUGCUGAGGAACAUGUCGGACUCUCCCCCUGAGGGAGACACAAAUGUGGAGGAGGUCCUUCUCCCCGUCCCAGCCCUGCUCACGGAGCUGUUCCGGCAGCGUCCCGUCUACACGGUUCUGGAGGCGGAGGACGAGCGCCUGAGCCCGAGCUACUGGCUGGCCAAUCCAGCCCUGGACGAGCCAGACGCCGAGCCGGAGGUGCUGCGGUGCUCCCUGCAGGCGCUGUGCGAGCAGCACCUGGUGGGCUUCAGCCUGGAGCAAGAGCUGCAGAAAGACGCCAACACCCCGCAGGAGGAUAUUGUGCGGCCCAAGAGGCCCAGAGACCGGCGCAAGUCUCAUGAGGUUAUAAAUAUAUAUAGGGGAAAACCAGGCAGGAAACCUUUUGUUGCCCCUAUGAGAGGUCGAGGAAUCAUGUCACAUGGUAUGUCUGGUCGUGGGAAUGACCUGUUCAGGUCAAGGACACCCAAUACAUCAAGACCCCCGUCCAUGCAUGUGGAUGACUUUGUCAAGAUGGAGAACAGCCAACAACAGCAGCAACAGCAGCAGCAACAGCCGCAGCAACCACCACCGCCUCAGCAGCCAUCUCGGCCUCCACUUCUUCCUAGUAUUGGGGCUGUUGGAAGGGACAGCAGGGAAAAGGAACUUGGUCCAAGACUGCGAGGUGGCGACCGCAUGGGAGGCUUUGCCAUCCCUUCAGGCCGCUUCUUCACUCCGCCGGGCUCUUACAGACGGGAAGCCAUGCUUCAUGAGCCACAUCCUCUACCACCUUUGGCAGGCCACCCUCCGUCACACAGAGGAGUACCAAGAGGGGGCCCAAUUUCCAUGGAGAGGAACAGGCCUAACUUCAUGGCACAACGACAGUUUUCUCGAGGGCCAGAGCGUAUGCUGCCCCCUCCCCAUGAGAGGCAUGGUGGUCGGACUGGACGUUUCUCUCCUACUGGCCGAGGAGGUCGAGGAGGGCAAUGGGGCAGAGGUCGUGAUCUCGGAGAACCGGGCGGACGUUUUGCUGGUGGCAGUUUUCAAGGUCGCCGAGACCCUGGCAGACAUGUACGCUCCUUCACUAAGUGAACAGUUGGCUCAUUUCAUCUAUUAUUCAUCCUAUUUCUUCAUCAUCUCCUAGACAUGCUUCAAGUGACUUACGACAUACACCCAUAUUGGAGC
Messenger RNA from Aplysia californica (California sea hare), 6797 nucleotides. RefSeq names its product protein virilizer homolog. The record is from RefSeq and is a predicted model, not a curated record. Gene Ontology annotation, cellular component: RNA N6-methyladenosine methyltransferase complex. The transcript is spliced from 40 exons. Gene Ontology annotation, molecular function: RNA binding. NCBI's taxonomy places the organism in Eukaryota, Metazoa, Mollusca, Gastropoda, Aplysiida, Aplysiidae. Bases 42 to 6704 code for a protein of 2220 amino acids.